Actinia tenebrosa (Australian red waratah sea anemone) is the source of this 2094-nucleotide messenger RNA. RefSeq lists its product as uncharacterized. Lineage: Eukaryota; Metazoa; Cnidaria; Anthozoa; Actiniaria; Actiniidae. The record is from RefSeq and is a predicted model, not a curated record.
GGGUUCAAAGUCCGUUGGUUUCAUGUUUCUGUGUCAAAACUUACAUACUCCCGAUCUACUCUACUUAAAUUACAGAUCCACGCUCUAACUCAAACAAUAACAUACAUGCUGGCUUUACUUUCACAUUACAACACACUGGUGGUUCGUUUGGGUGCCAAUGAGCUCGAAUACUGGGAAUAUAUCUGACCAAGAUGUCGAAAAUUGUCCGCCCUCUCAACAAUUAUCAUGCACCAACAACACUAACGGCCCCUCCAUCUCGAAUCCUCCGUCGGUCAAACGAAACAGUUACAUGAAACGAGGUGGAAGACGAAGGAGGUGGUGGUAUUUUAAUCGGGGCUUGCAACCGAUUUCGGAAUUGGCAGAAAUCAAAGAUGAUGCUGUCAAAUGCGAAAAUCAUGAUGUUUUGCCCACCAUCAUGGAUGAUUCCUGUGUCAUUAAUAACUAUUCACAUACCAACACUACAAUCAUUAGUAGUGACUCCACACAGAAUAAAGAAAGCUACAGUGCAUGUUUAAAACUCAUUGAGAAAUUUCAAGAAGUUGUGAUGGACAGUGCUGUUCGGGUCAUUCAAGCUGCUUUUAAGAGGUUCCGGGAAAGAAGGCGUUUCUUGAGGAUAAAAAGGGCUGUAAUGGUUAUACAAAGGAACUUGAGGAAAUGGCUUGAAACGAAGCAUCCGUGCAUAAGACCUACAGAUUUUGAAAGGCAGUCAUCAGAUGGCUCAAAAUCUGAUGAAUACAGGGAAACUAUAGAAAAUGAAUCUGAGGGUUGUGUUACAGAAGAGGAGGACAAACAACUGAACUGUAAUAAAUCUGAAAAAUGUCAAGAAAAUAAUAAUACAAAUGGGAAUGAGAGUUCAGUAAAAAAUAGUUCUGUGUAUAAGCAUCAAGAAAAUACAUGUACAUCAGAUGCAGGGAAUGUUAAUGCAGGAGUAGAGCUCAAUAAGGCUAUAAUCAAUGUGGAACCAAACUGUUUAUCACAACGUGAAGAGGAAACAAUAGAGUCUAGCACUGCACAAGUUAAAAAGUUGGUCACUAUGUCAACUGAACAUGAACACGAAAUAGUCAGAGAUGUGAAGUCAUUGCUGGAAGAAUUAUUGGUAAAAGUUAUUAGUAAUAUUCCAGAUUCAGAUGGAAAACAAAAUCAGUCAGCAAAAUCGAAGGACUCUAUGACACCGGUUAAUACCACAGAUAUUAUCUUAUGUUCUUCAAUCAGGUUGACACAAAAUGAUGAAACACAAGAAAACUUAUUGGAUAAAGCAAAUAUUAAUGUGGAGCAAGAUGAUUUGAAUUGUGAAAAUGAGAACCAGAGCAAAACAACAGCAGGUGAUGACAUGGGAGAUUGUGUGGAACACAUGCCAAAUGUGACUAAAAUUCUACCAGACUCUUUAAAAGAAAUCUGUCAGAAAUUUUUAGAUGUGUCAGAAACAUCAAACCCACACAAUAUGGAAGAUAAUGAAAGUUAGUAUUUGGAAAAUCCGGUAAAAAAUAGAUUAAUAGUCAUCUAAAAAUGACAAAUGCUCAUAUUUUUUGUAAUUUUCUAAAGUAGUAUACUUUAGAACAAUAGCCAAGUGCUAUUAGAGUUCUGCUUUUAUCUAAUCUAUACUGAUUACUUUUAGACAUUGUACGGUAGGGAAAGAAUACAGUAUACUGAUCCCAAAAUUUUGUAUAAUUUUUUAAUAUUAUAGUUACUAAGCUGCCGGCAGAAUAUCUAGCCUCGGGUUUUGCUCAGGGCAGAAAAACAUAUUAUUCAACGUCCUCCAUUCAUCCUGUCAGACGGAAAACAUAACCACAGCUAGCAGUGCAGUAAUAUGCUGUUGCUAUUGAUUAGUUAAAUAGCAAAAAUAUAAAUAUUUUUUUCGUUCCUAUAAAGGAACUACAAAUGGUUACUUUGAAAGUGAAACCAUUUAAACCAAAUAUUAUAAAAGUAACCAGGGUUUGGUAAAAAUAAUUUUUUAUGCCAGGGAACAAGAGGAUUGUUGACAGCUGGAAAAUAAAAUAAAGAGAAUGUAAGAAUGUUCAGUUAUGAUUUGUUACGUUGUCCCAACAUUGUGACAAAUACGACUGUUCAUUCAGAAUUAAAUACUUUGGAAACGAA